AGGGUAUUAUCUCUCUUCGUGAUUCGCGCCCAACAUUUUUUUUUGAUAACUCUACUCCUAUCCAUAUUGUUGAACUACACUAGCUGAACUAGGUAGACUUCCCAUCCAGUACUAUAGUUCAGCCUCAAUUUUUCUAGCUCGAAUAUUAUGUCUUAGUCUAUUUUCUUGCUUACUUGCCGGUUGUCGCUCCAACUAAUUUUUUCAAUAUCAUUUCUUUCUUUCUUUUUUUAACUUUCUCUUUAGCAACUAUGGCUAGCAAGCAAAAGGGGCCACCGGGGUUUACGCCUAUCUCCGACCGGAUCUUCAUCCGCAAUGAAGAUCCAGCCGAUGCCGCAAGGGAGACACCCAACGACCACCCUACAACGAUCAUUAUCUACGGAUGGGGUGACGGGCAGCCCAAAAAUGUUGCCAAGUACGUUGAAGGCUAUAGAAAACUGUUUCCGGGAGCUCGCAUCUUGAUGGUGAUCUCGUCCACUUUGGCAGCUACGUACCAGUCGCUCCAUCAACGAACCAAGGCUAUGAUGCCCAUCGUUGACACCGUGUUCCCCACUCCUGACGACGAUUCGUUAAGAGUAAUCUUACAUAUAAUGUCUAAUACCGGCGGCAUCUACGCCGCCGCUACGCUGAACGCUUACCAGGAGCGUCACGGGAAAGACAAGGCUCUCCCUCACCAUCUAUGUAUAAACGACUCCACGCCCGGCAGUCUUGACUUUUCCAGAGAAGUAGGUCGAUGGUCCAAGGCGAUGGCAGUGGGAACAGCGAAGUGGUUUCCAUGGCCGUUUGCAGUGACGCAGCGCAUAUGGUGGACAUUCCUAUACGCCAUGUCCCUCCUGGAAAAGGCCAUAGGGAGGGAACCUUCCGGGAUCUAUAGCUGCAGGGUAUUCUUAGAUCACUCGACAGCAACGCCUAAAGCUCCUCGAGCUUACCUAUAUUCCAAAACGGACGAUAUCAUAUGGUGGGAGGACGUCGAAGCCCAGGCGGAGGUCGCGAAAAGUAAGGGCUACAAGACGAUGUUGGAGAUGUUCGAUGACUCGCCACAUGUGGGCCAUAUGAGACUGCAUCCUUCGCGUUAUUGGUCUACGAUAGAAAAUCAUUGGAAGUCGGUUAUGAAUGGCAUUAGAGUAGAAGUCGAGAAUCUCAUAGAGCCAAAAUUGUAAUGUCAUAAAUUAGUCUCUCAGUCGCAUGGCAAUAUAAGAGGUAGGUUACCUAGGUAGCU
This is a messenger RNA of Daldinia caldariorum, 1216 nucleotides long. RefSeq names its product DUF829-domain-containing protein. NCBI's taxonomy places the organism in Eukaryota, Fungi, Ascomycota, Sordariomycetes, Xylariales, Hypoxylaceae. The record is from RefSeq and is a predicted model, not a curated record. The coding region runs from base 249 to 1157 and encodes 302 amino acids. The transcript has a single exon.